GCUAGGUGCAGUACAGUUUAUCGACUAGUGUGUUGUAUCGAGUGGUAUGACUACUAUCUCUUAUCAAAUUGUCUAACAAAGUAGCAUUACUUAAUACUGAAUGGAUUAUGUAUCUUACAAUGACUACGGGUGACGUUAAUGAAGUUCCAGACCGCAAGAGCGAUGGAGCAAUUGCAGCUAAUGCAGCUGGCGCGACGCCCACAGUAUCAGCUUUGAAUGAUACUUGCAAAGAGAGAGAAAGUAGUGGUACAGCACAUGCAGUAGCUACAAUUGAUCCGACUAGUGAUGAUAAGAAUCCGGUAGAUGCUAGAAAUCAGAGCGACAUAUCCAGUGACACUACACGUGCACAACCCAUAUUAGUUGAGAUGGACAACGGUGACAAACCUGAUAACCCUGACAAGGCAGCAUACCUAGUAUGGAAACGCACUCCCAAAGACGCUACGAAGUGUGAGAGGCUAAGAGACUGGCUACUGUAUGCGAUCGAUGCCACAUUCCUAUCUACCCCUGCGGUAGUGAUAUGGUUAAUUCUGGUUGUGAUCGUAGGUGCUUUUUUUUUUCUCUUGGCGGUGGGCGCCCUGAAAAUUGGUAACGAGGACAAUACAAAGGAGUGGCUUAAUUACAGUAUACAGGCCUUGAAUGUUCUGUUUACGUACACAGCUAUAUUUACUCUCGUAUGGCGUUUGUCCAAUGCUGUACACCUUCUCACCGAGCGUAGAAGCUCAGAGAGGGGUUUGGAUAUGUAUGGCCAGCCCACUAUGAGUAUCUGGUUCCACUUAUCCCAUACACGGAGAUUGAUGAUCACAUUGACACUUCUUGUAAAUUGUGUCACCCAAUAUCUCAAUCAAGCCAUGCGACUCGUCUACUUCAGUGUAGAAGACAGUCAAUCUAUGCCCGGAGUCCUGUUAACAAACCUGUUCUUUGUGAUCUCGUUUUUGGCCGGGGCCAUCGCGGGUGUGGCGCAGUUAGCAGGAGAGUCGAAGCUGCGUCACUUGCACCCACAUAUAUACCGGUGGAGUGGCAUGACAGAUCCUGUUGACAAAUUAUACCGUUUAUACUGUAGUAUAGUUCAUUCAAGAGAUGAAGGUCUAAAUCUCAGCACAACUAAUCUUGGGCGGAGGCGAAGCGCAUUUGCGUUUAAUCCAUUCGGCAAGUCAGCUGUACCCAGGAGAGGUACCACUGGCAUAAUAGUGGAGGAACCAGUUGAUUCCGGGCAGCCAAGAAAUGAUACUACUAGCAUAGUAGAGAAGCCAGCAGAUGUCGGAAGAUCAAUACGAGACCUCGCUGACGUUAUCGCUGAGGAGCCAGUGAAGUCGGUCUGAUUCGACAUUAGCUUGGUCAAUCAGUCUUGAUAUCGCCUUUAAUGGAGGCUCGAUUUGCCUAGCGAUGCUAGAAAUCACGGCAGACCUCGAUUGAAAAGAAACUUAAAUGGUUGGAGCGACUUGAUAUGCCUACAAGUCGAUGCCGACCCCACCCCUUUUGCAAACCCCUGACCUAACACCAGGCUCGUUAAGGAGCGUCGAUACUCCAUUACUGUAUGCUAUAGAAGCAUGGAUUUAUGUCUGUGAUAUGCAAAUCGUCUUGGCCCACAACAAAGUGUCUAAUAACAUUUACCUAUUCCAGAGCAUGCUACUUCCGAUUCGAGCGAUGGGAAUUGCACUGCACCUCUGUACUGAAUAUAGUAUAGCAUAUAAAAAGAAAAGAAAUAAAGAUAUUCAGGCAUCUCAUUUGACGUAUUGAUAGAC
Molecule: messenger RNA, 1742 nt
Organism: Sphaeroforma arctica JP610
Lineage: Eukaryota; Ichthyosporea; Ichthyophonida
Exons: 1
Coding region: 108-1319 (403 amino acids)
Source: RefSeq, a predicted model, not a curated record